Gregarina niphandrodes is the source of this 2234-nucleotide messenger RNA. RefSeq names its product monogalactosyldiacylglycerol synthase. NCBI's taxonomy places the organism in Eukaryota, Apicomplexa, Conoidasida, Eugregarinorida, Gregarinidae. Gene Ontology annotation, biological process: glycolipid biosynthetic process. The annotation marks the transcript as partial. The record is from RefSeq and is a predicted model, not a curated record. The transcript has 2 exons. Gene Ontology annotation, molecular function: hexosyltransferase activity.
AUGGAUCCUAAACGUCAAAUCUUGAUUCUUCUAUCCGAUACGGGAGGUGGGCACCGGGCAUCAGCAGGUACACAUUACACGGAGGGAGCCAUACACUGUGGUAAUACAUGGGAGCACACGUUUAAGAGGACACACACAACGCACACAGGUUUGUUCCAUGAACUUGUGGAUCACACGUUUGUGGAUUACUUGCUUGUGGAUCACACGUUUGUGGAUCACACGUUUGUGGAUCACUUGCUUGUGGAUCACACGUUUGUGGAUCACUUGCUUGUGGAUCACACGUUUGUGGAUCACACGCUUGUGUUGGUUGAAUAUGUGAAUGUAAUUGUUGGUAUAGGGGCGAUAAAGGAAGGAUUGAUAUCAUUGUAUGGUGAAGAUGCGUUGGAAUUUACGAUCUUGGAUAUUUGGACUCAGUAUGGUUCAUGGCCGUUUAAUUCGUUCGUUUCUGUGUACCGAUUUGCGUCUGAGAAUCCUUGGUGUUGGCGUUGGAUGUAUGAGAGCUCUAAGUCGCCGAUAUCACGUUCUUUAUUUCUGGCUAGUGGGUAUGCUGUGUCAGGACAGAAGUUCAAAAAGGUAUUGGAUGAGUUACGUCCUGACUUAAUAAUUUCUGUGCACCCAUUAUGUCAGCAUGUUCCAUUACAGAUCUUGGAAGAGUUGAACGAGGAGAAUGGGUACAAGCCUCCGUUUGUAACGGUGGUAACAGAUCUUGGGGGUGCGCAUCCGACUUGGUUUCACCCAAGAGCAACACGUGUUUAUGUACCUUCGACUACAAUCCUACAGGCGGCUAGAACAGAGGGAGUUAAUGAAGCGAGACUUAAACACUUUGGUCUGCCACUCAGAAAACAAUUCUGGACCAAACAAGACCCGCCUACCCCGGCAGGCAUGCGUCAAAAACUGGGGCUACGCAGAGAAUAUCCCACUGUCCUUCUCGUCGGUGGAGGCGAGGGAGUCGGAGCACUUGAUUCAGUUCUAGAAAGUGUCAUGACAUGGUCACUAAAAUCGUCCGAAGAAGUCAAACAGAUUAACGUUGAGGAAGGCGAUCUACUCAGCGAACUACAGGUCAUUAUAGUCUGCGGAAAAAAUGAACACACUCGUGCGAAAGUGCUUAAGGUUAUCGAUGACCUUAAUAAUAUAUAUCCAAACCAAAUUACAUUAGAUAACCGCAGCGCUCAAUAUACCGGUCCCGGAGCUGUAAAUACCGACGCACGUAAGUACUUCGCCAAGGAUCGUGCCGCAUCCGAAAAGCCUAUCACCAUUCGCUCUGCACAGUACGUAGAAACGCCCCUCCGCAUGGAACCAAGAGGCGUUGAUUCUAGAGGCGUUGAUUCUAGAGGCGUUGAUUCUAGAGGCGUUGAUUCUAGAGGCGUUGAUUCUAGAGGCGUAGAGCGAGAUUUACCCAGCUCCCACAAAAAGGAACCAGACCUCGUCCCUAUGCCCACCGGCAUGGAUCAAAUGCCCCGUCGUGCCCAACCUGUUGCCACCUCUAAUGUCGAUUUACCCAGUGACUUUGAACAGGGCGCUGCGGCCCUCAUGCGAGAAGAAUCCGUGGAGGCCGAGAAACAACGCGUCAAGAAACUUCUGGAAGAAAUGGAAAACGGUAUAGAGGAAAUGAAACCGCUCAAGGUGGACUGCAAACGCUCGGGAAGCCGCGAAUCCCACAUGCUCCACGCCAACGACCCGAUCGGAGACCAAGUGACUCCCAGCCAACUUCUUCCUGGGCAGCGAAGCCCUGGGCGGCAAAGCCCUGGGCGGCAAAGCCCUGGGCGACAGUCAGGUGGGCAAUUAGGAGAACAGUUAGGAGACCAGUUGAGCGGAGACCUGGACAAUGAGGCUGGCCAGGUGGUGAAGACGAAGCGGCAGAGUCUGAUCAACAACGACGGCGGGCCUCCAAAACCGGUGGUGCAUCCAUUGUCUGCGCGUGCGGAGACGGAGGACAACGACAUCCACGUUAACGCCGUGGUGUAUGGCUUCGUUAGCAACAUAGAUGAACUCAUGGGCGCUAGUGACUUGAUUGUAACCAAAGCGGGUCCUGGGACCAUCGCGGAAGCCACUACACGGGGGCUGCCCGUUCUACUGAGCAGCUACAUGCCCGGGCAAGAAGAAGGCAACGUGUCCUAUGUUCUCAAAAGCCGAUUCGGCACCUACUGCGACGAUGCUGAGAAACUCGGACUCAUUGUCCGAGAGUGGCUCCUAAACCCCCGGUUUGAAGUCAAGCUCGACAACAUGCGAUACAG